ACGACUCUUCCCCUCCACUACGACAUUCAUCCAUUGGCGUAUUUCGUCCUGCUGGCUGUUCCCCUACUUGCUUGUCACAGGGAUACUUGUUUGCAUGCGGUAGUAUUCCUCCAGCAGCUCCCGUUUCCUGGCCAGCGCGCCGGCUGCUCCACGUACCCCUCCAUCGCGAGCUUCUCCCUUCGAACGCAGUAGCUCGCAGCCCAAUAGAGUCCAGCUGUCAACAUGGCCUCCGCAGUGUUCUUUCUGGAUUUGAAGGGCAAGACCCUCCUUGCUCGCAACUACAGAGGAGACAUUCCCAUGUCAGCCGUUGAGAAAUUCCCAGUUCUUCUCAGCGAUGCCGAAGAAGAGUCGUCAGCAGUGCCGCCGUGCUUCUCCCAUGAGGGAAUCAACUACCUGUACAUACGGCACAACAAUCUCUACCUCCUCGCCCUUACGAAACGCAACACGAACGCCGCCGAGAUCAUCCUCUUCCUACACAAGAUCGUCGAGGUCUUUACUGAGUACUUCAAAGUUCUUGAGGAGGAAUCCAUCCGAGACAACUUUGUUGUCAUCUACGAGCUUCUCGACGAGAUGAUGGACUUUGGCUACCCCCAAACCACCGAGUCCAAGAUCCUCCAAGAAUACAUCACCCAGGAGUCCCAUAAGCUCGAGGUACAGGCCAGGCCACCCAUAGCAGUUACGAACUCCGUUUCAUGGCGAUCAGAAGGUAUUCGCUACCGCAAGAACGAGGUCUUCCUCGACGUCGUGGAGAGCCUCAACCUCCUUGUCUCCGCCAACGGCAACGUCCUGCGGUCCGAGAUCCUGGGCGCCAUCAAGAUGAAGUGCUACCUAUCAGGCAUGCCCGAGCUGCGACUGGGCCUGAACGAUAAGGUCAUGUUCGAGACGACGGGGCGCACAACGCGGGGCAAGGCGAUCGAGAUGGAGGAUGUCAAGUUUCAUCAGUGCGUGCGGCUAUCGCGCUUCGAGAACGACCGCACCAUCUCCUUCAUUCCUCCCGACGGAGAGUUCGAGCUCAUGUCGUACCGACUCAACACCCAGGUCAAGCCGCUGAUUUGGGUUGAAUGCGCGGUCGAGAGCUACUCCGGGAGUCGUGUCCAGUAUAUGGUCAAGACACGGGCGCAAUUCAAGCGGCGCAGCACAGCCAACAACGUCGAGAUCAUCGUGCCGGUGCCCGAGGACGCAGACACCCCAAGAUUCAGAACAAAUAUAGGAAGUGUGCACUACGCACCGGAGCAGAGCGCCAUCGUCUGGAAGAUCAAACAAUUUGGAGGUCUUAAGGAGUUCCUCAUGCGGGCAGAGCUAGGCCUACCGAGCGUCCGAGGCGACGACGAGCACGGAGGUGGUAUGACGGGCGGCUUCGGUGGCAGCAUGGGUGGUGUCGGUGCACCCGGCAAGGGGGCCAAGAGGCCGAUCCAGGUCAAGUUUGAGAUUCCGUAUUUUACGACCAGCGGGAUACAGGUGCGGUACUUGAAGAUUACCGAGCCCAAACUGCAAUACCCCUCACUGCCUUGGGUGAGAUAUAUCACGCAGUCGGGUGAUAUCGCGGUGCGCUUGCCAGAUGCUGUCUAGGAGGCGCACACUUUAGAAGGAGGCCACAAGGACGAUGCAGGAGAUUCGGCUCGGCGGCAGUCACAAGACAAUGUCGUCCGCCAGGAUGUGGUUACGGAGAGACAGGGCAGCGGCAAGAGGAGGAGACACUAUACGAGUCAAUACAUCGCACGCCGCCACUGAUGAAUGGUUGGCCCAUUGUAUCUCGUGCUCUUGAUUCAAUAUACCCCUUGGCCUGGGGACAUCGCGUGGUGAUUUGCCACGAACAGAGGCAUACGGUUUGAUCACUCUGUUGAAGCAAGCGGGUUGUUACCAUAAUUCGAGAUGUAUGAUUUAAAUGCUGCCUCAUCG
Molecule: messenger RNA, 1899 nt
Organism: Cryphonectria parasitica EP155
Lineage: Eukaryota; Fungi; Ascomycota; Sordariomycetes; Diaporthales; Cryphonectriaceae
Exons: 4
Coding region: 223-1569 (448 amino acids)
Biological process (GO): intracellular protein transport; vesicle-mediated transport
Cellular component (GO): clathrin adaptor complex; clathrin-coated vesicle
Molecular function (GO): clathrin-cargo adaptor activity
Source: RefSeq, a predicted model, not a curated record